UGCCACCACUUUCUUCUCUAUCUUUCUCUUCCUUUCAUCUACUCAUAAUUCCAAUCCUAAUUUUCCGGCAAUGGGAAGUCGUCGGAGUUUUCUCCGGUCGUGGUCUUCACCACUUUUUCUGUUCGUCGUAGUUGUUGCACUGGCAGCUACAUCCGCCGACGGGUCUAGGGCGGCGCGGGUGCCUUGCUACUUCAUAUUUGGUGACUCUCUUUACGACAGUGGCAACAACAACAACCUCACCACGUCGGCGAAGGUCAACUACUCUCCUUACGGCAUCGAUUUUCCGGAAGGACCCACCGGCAGGUUCUGCAAUGGACGAACCACGGCCGAUGUCAUUGGUGAAAUUCUGGGAUUUAAGGACUUCAUCCCACCUUUUGCAUCUAACCCUGACGACAGACAGAUACUCGUAGGGGUCAAUUAUGCAUCUGGGUCGGCCGGAAUUCUAGUCGAGAGUGGAAAACAAGGGGGUGACAACGUAGACCUGAGCCAGCAAUUGAGGAACCACGAAGUGACUGUUUCGCGCAUAGUUGAGAUAUUGGGGAGCAAAGUGGCCGCCUUUGAGUACCUAGGGCAAUGCUUGUACAUUUGCAAUUCGGGUAAUAACGAUUAUAUCAACAACUAUAUUCUGCCCCAAUCUACGGCCAUCAGGAAUCAGUACAACCCGGACCAAUUCGCCGCACUUCUCAUCACGCAAUACUCUGCUCAGAUUAACCGGCUGUACGAGUUGGGAGCAAGGAAGGUGGCGCUGGCUGGAAUUUCGAACAUCGGCUGCACUCCAAGUUUGAUAGCAACCUUGGGGACUAACGGCGCCCCCUGUGUUAACUCAGUGAACCAACUAGUGGUUCCAUUCAACACCAGACUAAAAUCGCUUAUCAGCCAGCUCAAGUUAAGUUAUCCCGACGCCAAAUUUGCCUACCUCGACAGCGUACGGGUUGGCACUCUUGUUGGCGCAGCGUUUAGGAUAAGAGCGACGCCGUGUUGUCAAGUUAGUACAGUAACGGGGCUGUGCCUUCCGAAUACGGUUCCUUGCUCUCAGAGGCCAUCAUACUUGUUCUGGGACGCAUUCCAUCCCACUGAACUCGCGAACCAGCUCGCUGCGCCCCUUUUCUUUCCGGCCAUCCAACGGAUAUUGUAAAAUUGCUACUCUGCCCAUUAUUGCCUGAUCAGCGCGCAGUUAACCUUUGGACUAGUGAUUUUUAAUACUGUUGGGGAAUAAGUUACCUGUAAGCAAAUGGGUGUUUAAAUUAACAAUAAUUAAGUGAACUAGAUAAUUGGCCCGCGCGUUGUGGCGGGAUUCUAUAUAAUAUUUUUUUUCUUGAUUUCUUGGAUCAUUUGUGAUAUAUAAUUUUUUAAAUGAACCUUUACAUUUGUG
Messenger RNA from Linum trigynum, 1372 nucleotides. NCBI's taxonomy places the organism in Eukaryota, Viridiplantae, Streptophyta, Magnoliopsida, Malpighiales, Linaceae. The record is from the annotation of a GenBank genome assembly.